This is a messenger RNA of Cyclopterus lumpus (lumpfish), 666 nucleotides long. It is a transcript of the gene rd3l, whose product is annotated as retinal degeneration 3 like. The transcript has 2 exons. Bases 1 to 666 code for a protein of 221 amino acids. NCBI's taxonomy places the organism in Eukaryota, Metazoa, Chordata, Actinopteri, Perciformes, Cyclopteridae. The record is from RefSeq and is a predicted model, not a curated record.
AUGCCCCUUUUCAGCUGGAUGAAAUGGUCCCAUGAAACAAAAGUGCAGGCUCAAGAAGAAGUGGCACCUCCAAAGACCUCGGUGGUCGUACCCAGUCGCGUGUUGAUCAGAGAGCUCCUCUGGCAUGUGGAGGAGCGCGAGCGGUUGGUGAGGGAACUGGAUCGAGAGCAUAGGCUGACCCACAGCGCCCUGGGUCUCCAUUGGUUUCAAAAGUACCCCAGGUUACGGACCCUCAUCCCCACAUCAGAGCUACACCAGCUGGAGUUUCUGUGUGCCCAGAUUCCACCCAUCGACGCAGCCAUCGUGCUCUCAAGGUUUCGUGAGGUGCUUGCCACUAACAACGUUAGGCCCUGGGAGCUGGCUUUUGUCUUCAAGCAGGUGCUGAGGGAUUUCUUGAGCCAAAAGGAGCAUGAAGAGGGGAACUUCUUAGUGCAGGCAGUAGAGCUCCGACCAAUGGACGCUUGGACCAGCUGCUACAUAAUGAAGCAGGGCUUCGUCACACCAAUUGUCCCCAACUGUGGAAACAACCUGAGGGAGGAGAUCCCAACAAUCUCUGGAUAUGUGGAUCGAGCCAUGCGGCACUCCAGCUCGUUCUCAGGGCCCAACAGAGACUGGGACCUCCCAGUUCCUCUCAGGGCCACAGGAACGUACAGCACUACACUGUGA